AUGCGAAGAGUAUGGCUUACUAAAUCAUUUAUGCUUUUAAGUUUAUUUUUUCAAUAUCUCAUAGGACUAGUUAGUGCCGAGUUCAAUUAUGAAGGUUGCUAUAACGCCGAAGAUGUUCAGUCUGGCGGAUUAUCUCUCAAAAACUCAUAUCUAUAUCAAUCAGUUUCUUAUUGUCAAAAUGAAUGUCCUGGCUCUGCUGUGGUGGCAUUAUUCAAUGGAUCAGACUGUUAUUGCGGUAAUUCCGUAACCUUUUUGAACUCACUGACUAAAUCGACAGACUCGAAUUGUAAUUCUAAAUGCUCUGGCUGGCCCUACCAAAUGUGCGGCGGAUCAUCUUAUGUGAACGUGUACAUCAAUGCUGAGAUUUCUGUUUCAUCUAUUGAAUCUUCAUCUAGCAUAAAAACAUUUGAUCCUUCAUCAACUCAUUCAAGCACACUCGAACAAAUUUCCUCAAACCUCAAAAGAACAUCGUCAAGCACAAAGAGUUCCACCACUUCUUCUGUAUCUACCGCAACGACUUCUACCACUAUUUCUUCGUCCUUCAGUACGGCAACGUCUUCUGCGUCUACCACCACAUCAUCUACCACUUCUUAUACCUUUACGUCUAGCUCUUCUACUACCUCUACUUUUAGCUUUUCUACUACUUCCUCGACCUUUUCUGCCGUUUCAGCUUCGUCGCCUACCAUGGAAUCUUCCUCAUCUAAAAGUACUACGUUGAUUAGUCGUAUUUCUUCUUCCUCUUCCGCCCUGAUGUCAAGCUCUUCGAGCAGUAGCGCUUUACCAACUUCAACAAUGGCUUCAACGAUUUCCAGUACGUCGUCGAAAAUAUCAAUAGUUACCUCAGUUGAACUGAUAACUAGCAUGGUGACAAAAGCAGUUGUGAGUACUUCUGAUCAACACCAAGAAACAAUAUUUAUUACGACGACAUCAGUAGUAGAAAGAACAUCUGCGGUAGCUACGGCGGACUCCUUAAGUAAUAAAUCUAAUUCGAAUCACAAAAAGAGUCUCAGUGGUGGAGCAAUUGCGGGUAUUGUUAUUGGUGUUGUGAUUGGUGUGAUUUCUAUCAUUUUGAUUUUGCUUUUCCUACUAUGGAGAAGACGCAAAUCGGAGGAUCCAUUAGAUCUGGAAGAAACGAAACAUUAUCAACCCUACUCGUUUGGCGAUGCGGAUGCAAACCCAGUAAGACCACCUCCCCCUUCUGGUGCAGCAAACUGGAUGAGACAUUCAAGAGGUAAUACCGCGGGUUCUAUCGGCACGAGUAAUGUGUAUGGUUUAUCCUUGAGUAAUGGUGCGAAUUAUAGUAGUCCCAGUUCAAACACUAGUGGAAGCGUUGUUAACAACUUAUCAGGGUUGCAAGAUGCUACGGUCCAGACACAAAAUCUUCCAUCAACAGUAUUCGAAGAGGCAGAUACAUUGAAUAGUGCAAGCGAAAGGUUCAGUGCCAAUUCUCUACCUGACAUGAUGAUGAGCAGACCUUUGCAAGUGGUAAAUCCUGAUGAUCCUGAAUUGUCUAGUACCGCAUCUCAUCACCGAGCGUGA
Saccharomyces kudriavzevii IFO 1802 is the source of this 1539-nucleotide messenger RNA. It is a transcript of the gene WSC3, whose product is annotated as Wsc3p. Lineage: Eukaryota; Fungi; Ascomycota; Saccharomycetes; Saccharomycetales; Saccharomycetaceae. The record is from RefSeq and is a predicted model, not a curated record. The coding region runs from base 1 to 1539 and encodes 512 amino acids. The transcript has a single exon.